Orussus abietinus is the source of this 2210-nucleotide messenger RNA. RefSeq names its product ERAD-associated E3 ubiquitin-protein ligase HRD1B. The record is from RefSeq and is a predicted model, not a curated record. The transcript has 4 exons. Gene Ontology annotation, cellular component: endomembrane system. The coding region runs from base 172 to 1329 and encodes 385 amino acids. Gene Ontology annotation, molecular function: ubiquitin protein ligase activity. Lineage: Eukaryota; Metazoa; Arthropoda; Insecta; Hymenoptera; Orussidae.
UGUCGCACCAGGUCCCAACCGUUUCGGACGCGAGUUCCUCGUGCUGGGAGACCGAGAAAAUUCAGAAGAAAGGCAGAACGAGAGUGACAAAGUUACGCAAAAGGGGAAACCGAAGGAAGCGAUCGAUCCGCCAUCGACUCUAAAAAGAGGAAGUCAGUCGGAGGGAAGAAGAUGGGCAUGAUAACGAGAGUGAGAGGACGCGUCAGAGCGAAUUCCGUAGGAGUGGACAAGGAAAGAACGGCCCAGAGCGUGUGUCUGCUGAGUGCCGUCCUGUUGCUGCCGUAUUGCCCACGAGGCCCUCUUCGACUUCUUCCGUCCCCGGCACCGGCUUUAUAUUCCGUCCUGGUCUUGCCGGUGAUUCUCAGUGCCAACUACAGAUACCCCGUAUCAGCCCUUAAGACUCUGGUAGAAGCUGCGAAAGACGGCGCGAAGACGGCGUGGAAACCCCUGAGGAGCUUCUUGAAGAGACUCUACGCGCCCGUGGACCGCGCCGAGAAUCUCAUUCUGAAGAUGAGGAACGUCUCCAUCAUGGCGAACCAAAUCGUCUUCCUGACCCUGGCCGACAAAGUGCUGGUUCCCCAGCAGAGAAUGACCUGCCUCUACACGCUCAUGUUUUACAACGUGAUAGCCUACUGCGUCAGCUACAUCAAGGAGCUCAUCGAGAAGGAAGACUGGUCCCCUUACGUGACCCUGACCGAGAGAUCGCAGAUCAAACAUCUCGCGAUGUCCACCACGAAGAUCGUCCUCGAAUGGACCAAAGCGGUCACUUUCGUCGUCACCCUAACUUUCAUGUUGCUGGUCUUCGGCCUGGAGCAAGGCCUCCAAAAUUACAAACCAUCGGCUUUUUACACCACGAUCACCUGGCUCUAUUACGCGGCGACGGAGAAGGUGUUCGUCGACAUGUUCCCAGCGAUUCUGAACUUUAUGCAGCUGGAAGUUCUGGAGAACCUCGAGAGUUUGUACGCCCCCGUGAUCCUGAGGUGCUUCACGAUCGCUUCUUCGGCCCUCUUCUCCUUGAUCCUUCUGCCAACGGCGCCGUGGAAGUUCCUCGUAAUAGCGAUCUACCUGAACGUCUUCCUCAGGGGGAAAGACCUCGUUCGAGACUCCGGAGCGGCCCUUAAAAAGGAACGCGAAAUUCUUAGUCGCUAUAGAAAAGCGACCGGCGAGGAGAUCGAGAAGUUCGACGACGUCUGCGCCGUCUGCCUCUAUGCCAUGACGAAGGCUCGAGUGACGCCUUGUCACCAUCUCUUCCAUGCCGACUGUUUGAGACAGUGUCUCAAGACCAGCGACAUGUGCCCCAUGUGCAAAAGGGAAUUGAAGUUCGACUAAACUGGGGUGUCGCUAAAUGGCCGCAUCGUCUUGACACUUAUACCCCGAGAAGAAAAAUUGGUUGAUCGAAACAAAUAUAUAUUGUUGACAUCAAAUUAUUUCGUUGAUUAAACAAAUUUUGUUUACUCAUUCUGACACUUCUUUGAACGUAUUUGAUCAUAGGAUUUUGUUGCAGCAAUGCAUAUUUGAAUGAAAGAAAUUUUUUUUCUCGGGGUACCGAGGAAAGAAAUCUCAGGUUCUUCGGAACGGGCGUCCGCAAAGCUGCAUCUCUUUGGAAAUGCACAUCGAAGUGCGAUUACAGAAAAAUGAUCAACUCCCUAUGAUGGAUGUUAGGGAGUAUGAACGUUUCGUUAUCGAUGAAACGCGCGACCUCUGGAGUCGGGAAACGACUCCUAAAUUAUUGCAUUCCGAGGAUUAAUUAAUGAAUCAUUCGGAUUAUGCACUCGUGCGUUUCUUGGAAUACGCAUUUCGAAAUCAAUGAAACUUUGCUGUAUCUCUUUCGGUAUCGGUUCUGAAAAAGUGUGUUGUCAUGAUCGGCUUUAAUUCGUCGCCGUUGAAUGCAUGUAUUCCUAUAGAUUUAAGUUACUGUGAUACGCAAUCCUUAGUGUACAGAACAUAUGUGAGUUCAAGUAAUUAUCCGAUGUAUUACUCGUUCUAAUCUAUGUUCUGUUAAUUUUUUGGCAUACUACCCUGAAAAACACACCUCUUUGCUUAAUACGGGAAUUUAUUUUAAACACACCGGGAACUUGUGCACCUUUCUCAGCAUUAGACGUUGUAAAUGACAUAGGGUGUGUCUUAUGAACAUAGUUCCGCUGCUAUUUUCGCUGUAUGACUGGUACAUUUUUCAUGUGCUUGUGAAUGAUAUAAAUAUUUGUAUGAUA